Messenger RNA from Rotaria sordida, 182 nucleotides. NCBI's taxonomy places the organism in Eukaryota, Metazoa, Rotifera, Eurotatoria, Philodinida, Philodinidae. The record is from the annotation of a GenBank genome assembly.
AUUUAUAAUUCAUAUUUAUAAAUUCUAAAUGAAUAAAAUAGGUUGAAUUACCUGAUAAAAAAUAUGCAACAGCUCGUGUUUAUCAUGUUCCAUGGCAAAAUGAUACUCAUGGAAAAGCAGAUCAAGUUGAUGUACAUGCUAAACUUAGUGGAAAUCCAAAUGAAGAUCUUGGUCAUUUUUAG